AUGUCCGAUUCCUAUGUACUACAUGAUGUGAUGCGGAAAGUGAAAGCUGAUGGCUUGUUUGAUUCCAUUCGACGUGAUCUCAUAUCUGAUAUUGAACAAAAACAAUCUUAUUUAGAUUUAAAAUCACAAAUUGAAUCGUUGAUGUCAACCUAUCUAUCCGAACAUAAAUGGAGUCCAGCAUUGAAAAAGUCGGACUUACGUGAACGCGCACGACGGCAUGUAGAAACGUCGAAUUUAAUCAAAGAUACCUUGCCAACGCUCGUUAAUGAAUAUAUGCAAUCCUGUCAAGAUCAAUUAAUUCAGCCCCGUCUCUUAUCGUUCGUCUCUGAUCAUCUCGAGCAUGUUUAUAAUUCGAUUGGAGGAACGCAUGUUUAUCGUCCGCCACCAUCUUAUACCCAAUCGAUUCCAACUCCUCAAGAACCAGUAAAAACAGAUCCAAAACCUAUACCUCCAGUUAAGAAAGAAUCGAUUCCAUCGAAACCAAAAGUUGUAGUCAAUAAAACAUCUCUAACACAAACACCAAAUAAGGCGUCUGUCGUAUCAAAGAAGAAAUCAAUUCCACCUUCAAAAGAAGUACAAACUAAAGAGCCAAAGAAAACGCGUGUUCUCUCACCAACACAUUCACCCAGUGACUUAGUAGAUAUAUCUCCAGUAUCAAUUACUGUCAUUGAAGCCGAACCUACAGCAAUAUCAUCAAGCCCGUCACCACCUCCACCUGUCGUUUGCAUCGCACCACCAUUGCCACACUCUUCGAAUACGGAAACCCCGCGUAAAGCCAAGCGUUCAGUCGAGAAUAGCAAAGAUGAAAGUUCGACGACUACUAUCAAAAAGAAAAAGAUCAAAACUGAUGACAAUCUAGCGAAAAACGCAUCUGAACAAAACGCGGAAAGUACAGUGCCACCAAUGGCAGCCAAUGAAACGGACACACGUAAACUACGAUCACGUCGACCAAAUCCAAAAUAUUCGAAUGAACAAUAUGAAACAGAAGAUCUGAGUAUACUGGAACUAUCAUCCUCGUCUUCUCCACCUGCCUCGACUGCAACUAAACCAAAGAAAUUGCGACCGCUCAAAUUCUCAACAAGUCUUGAGCAUGAAAAUUUCGAUACACCAUCGUCUCCUCCUUCCUCAACACCUGCACCCAUUGAAACAUCGCUACCCGUCGGUGAUAUGUCCCCUGAAUAUGGAACGUUACUGCCUACGGAGAAUCAAUCCACAGAGGUUCCUGAUGAACGAUCUAGAACGCCGUCACCGGUAGCUACAGACACGAAAAAGACAACAUCGCCGAGACGGUUGCGUCCGAGAAGAGCGAAUGAGCGAACUUCGGCUGUUGAGAAUCCUAACUCUACUACUGAAGCUCCAGUGCGCACGUCGUCGAAAACUCGAGAAAGUAAUCGUCAGCGAACCGAUCAAACUCUUGUACUAUCAACGAGUGACGAAGUUGAUGCAUCACGAGUAUCAGCAAAAACUACUCGCCAGUCAUCUAAUCUAGAUAACGAUCCGCCAGAGGAUGCAGUUCGAUCUGUUUCCGUACCGGACAUACUUGAUUUGACUACAAAUGAAACAUCAACGUCACCACCACAGCCACCUGCUACUGCUCCUGUAUCCAAAUCAUUUAUAUGGAAGCCUAAGAUAUCGAAAUGA
Adineta ricciae is the source of this 1641-nucleotide messenger RNA. The record is from the annotation of a GenBank genome assembly. NCBI's taxonomy places the organism in Eukaryota, Metazoa, Rotifera, Eurotatoria, Adinetida, Adinetidae.